Molecule: messenger RNA, 711 nt
Organism: Canis lupus familiaris (dog)
Lineage: Eukaryota; Metazoa; Chordata; Mammalia; Carnivora; Canidae
Product: small nuclear ribonucleoprotein-associated protein B'-like
Exons: 3
Coding region: 1-711 (236 amino acids)
Source: RefSeq, a predicted model, not a curated record
AUGUCCAUUAGGGGAUUUGACAGCUUUAUGAAGCUUGUGAUAAAUGAAUGCAUCAAGAUGGCAGGUAUUCUUGAAGAUCAUCAGCAGCAUACUGAAACUAACAGAAUCAAUGGGAGAGGAAGAGCGAUGGACAGGACUGAUGACAGAACAAAAAGGAAGUUUCAAAGCCUCAGGAAUGACGGGUACUUAGAGCGAGUGACAAGCGGAGGAGGAGGCCCGACCCUCUGGGACGUCCUGAAACACGCCAGGAAUGCGAAAGAAACGCCAGGCAUCCCGGGCGGGCGGCAGCCGGCCAGAGCGCCCAGCAGGUUACGACGGUCCUGGAAGCAGGCAUGCGGCUGGCCCCGGGGGGGGGGGGGGGGGACGACGCUCAAGGGGCUGCUGACUGAGCGAGGGAAACUGACGGUUGGGAGCGCCCGAAAGUUCGGGUGGGUGUCCCGCAACACAGCCCAGCCCAGAGGCCGCAGCGAGGCACCGGGGCAAGCCGGAGGAGCGCCUGGGGGCGGGGCCAGAGCCCCACCCCGCCUCCAGCGCCCUCACGAGCCCUCAGUACGCCUGCGUAAGGCGAGGCCGCACUCUAUUUGGCUGCUAGGCGCGCGGCGGCAGCGGCGUUCUCUACCCGGCAUGCUGCGCGGGAGCGACGGCCCUACGUCUCUCCCCUUCCCAACCCAGCCCCCUCCCCCCUCCCGCCGCGGCCCCCCCUUUCCCUAA